AUGAGUAGAAUUUUCAAGUAUGAUGUUGUGACUUUAAUCGAAGCAAUAGAAAAUAAACCUUGUUUGUGGGAUAAAACUGCAGAUUGCUUCAAGGAUAAGAUUGAAAAAGAAAAAGCGUGGAAGGACGUGUGUGCGUUUUUUGAAGAAGAUUUCCUAGAAAAGGACAAAAAGGAACAACACAAAAUAGGUGAAGCAAUUCGUGGGAAAUGGCAAAAUAUCCGUGACUCUUUUGUGAAGUCAUUGAAGAAAAAAUCUGGACAAGCCACUACAAAAAAAUAUAUGUACCAUGAUAACCUAACAUUCUUGCUGAAAGUGGUACAAUCAGACGACACGCAGUCAAGUAUUGAUGACACCCAGGAUAACGAGCAUUCUCUGUUGAAAGAAACCCAAAACGAAGCCGAGAGGGAGUCUGAAGUACAAGUGCAACUCCAAAAAAAUAUCAACCCUAUGCCUGCAGGAAACAGGAACACAUCAAAAAAACCUCGCUUGCAAGAAGAUGUAGAUAAGAGAAUUUUAACAGCCCUAGAAAAGCCACCUGACGAGGAUGAGGCAUUCUUUCUGUCAAUUACUCCAUCAGUACGAAAAAUGUCAGAAGAUGAUAAGCUGUAA
Molecule: messenger RNA, 609 nt
Organism: Acanthoscelides obtectus
Lineage: Eukaryota; Metazoa; Arthropoda; Insecta; Coleoptera; Chrysomelidae
Source: the annotation of a GenBank genome assembly